AUGCCAUUCGAAAAGUGUCAUUUAUGCAGUCAAGUCGGAGAUUCUCCUCUGAAUAGUUGGAUUUUGAAGUCAGAUAGCUUCUAUUCAACCCAAACACCUCUCUCCUUUUCUCAUUGUAGAAUUAUGAUGCUGACGGUGAUCCGUAAUACCAAAUCCCCCGUGAAGUUCUGGUUCCUCAAGAACUACCUCUCGCCGUCAUUCAAGGAAUUCAUCCCCUACAUGGCAGAGAAGUAUGGAUUCGAGUACGAGUUGGUGCAGUACCAAUGGCCACGAUGGCUGAAUGCUCAAACUGAGAAGCAGCGCAUCAUUUGGGGCUACAAAAUCCUCUUUCUUGAUGUCCUUUUCCCACUCAAUGUCAAGAAAAUUAUCUUUGUCGACGCUGAUCAGAUUGUACGCACAGACCUACAAGAGCUUGUAAAUCUCGAUUUGGAAGGAGCACCUUACGGCUACACCCCCUUCUGUAAUGAUCGCAAGGAGAUGGACGGUUUCCGAUUCUGGAAGACAGGCUACUGGCAGUCCCACCUAGGCAAUCGACCGUAUCAUAUCUCUGCUCUCUAUGUGGUCGAUUUGGUCCGCUUCCGCAAGAUGGCGGCUGGUGAUCGGCUUCGUGGGCAGUACCACGCCCUCUCCAGGGAUCCCAACAGUCUUUCCAACUUAGAUCAAGAUCUCCCCAACAAUAUGAUCCACCAAGUUCCGAUCAAAUCACUACCUCAAGAGUGGCUCUGGUGUGAGACUUGGUGUUCCGAUGCAAGUAAGGAGAAAGCCAAGACUAUCGAUUUAUGCAACAACCCAUUGACUAAGGAACCCAAACUUAAGGCUGCAAAGCGUAUAAUUCCCGACUGGACUUCUUUCGACGAAAAAAUCAAGGGACUCCAAGAGGAAUUCUCAAAAUCCAAGGGAAAAGAAGCGCCAGUAUCCACGACGACAACUCCAGCUCCCCGGGUUGUCACAACCGAACAAUCAGGUAUUUUCUUUUUGUUUCACUUAAACUAUAUUGUCUCCCCCUUUAUUUCCCAAUUCUCCUAG
Rodentolepis nana is the source of this 1026-nucleotide messenger RNA. Lineage: Eukaryota; Metazoa; Platyhelminthes; Cestoda; Cyclophyllidea; Hymenolepididae. The record is from the annotation of a GenBank genome assembly.